AUAAUUAGUUUUGAUGUCUUUUUAUUGUUAUGAGAAUUACUAUUUAUGUAUCGAUCUUUUCCCUUUAUCUGAGUUUCCAUAGUAAAUAUUUUAAUGAUUAUAAUCAUAACUGUGUCUCUAUGAGUAUAGAGAAUAAAUUUAGAGAGAGAAAAAGGAAAAAGUGUAAAAACUCCUCCCAAUUUGGUAACUUUCAUCUUGAUGAGCCCAAAAUUUUCCGUCUUCAGAAAUUAGUUACCAAAAGAGAAAAAGAGAAAGAGAGAAAGAGAGAGAAAAGUAAGAGAAAGUGUAAUUCUCUUUUUCCCGUUUUUUGUUGAUUGUGAUUUAGAAAUUAACUUGUGCCCUUCGUUUUCAAAUUUUCUUCAACUGAUGUGAUGUUAACUUUUCUUUUUGUCCCAAUUUUCCUUGGGGUUUAUUACCUUGAAGGCGUAACAUCAGUGCCACCAACAAACAUGGACGGUGAUUCUAGUCAAUGGCAUGAACCAAUCUAUGGUUUUCUACCGAUUGGUGCUUAUUCUCACUCUGAUCGUCGAUGUAAACAAGCCCUGGAAAACAAAAGACCAACUGAAACUGUUUCAGUUGACACUAAAAAUGGACGAUAUGUGGGCAAGAUAUCAUAUCUUUGUGACUCACCUGGAUUACAGGUAUGGUUAAGACCUGGGUCACCUUCUAAUAGAGGACUCGAUUGGAAACAUGAAGUUGCCAUUUUCUUAGGUAUUCCUUAUGCUCGUCCGCCUUUAACGGAACAUGGAUUACGCUUUAAACCACCACAACCACCUGUUCAUUCGGGUGCUUGGCCUGCAGAUCAGUUUCGUUCAUCUUGUCCACAGCCAAGUCAAUAUACGGGAGCUGAUAAAAUGAUUUAUUCAGUUAAUGAAGAUUGUCUUUACCUGAAUAUUUAUACACCGAAAGCUUCAGAGAACAAGGAAAAACCUAGUCCAGUGAUGAUCUACAUUCAUGAUGGUGAUUUUAUUCAUGGGUCAGGAAAUCGUUUUCCCGGUCAUAUGCUUGCAGCUUCUCAAGACGUUGUUGUUGUCACUUUUAAUUAUCGCUUAGGAAUCUUGGGAUUUUUUUCCACUGCUGAUGAUUCAGCACCAGGUAAUUACGGAAUCUUGGACCAGAUUCAACUUAUUCAUUGGGUGCGUGAGAAUAUCCGUAAGUUUGGCGGUGAUCCUGAAUUAAUUACUCUUUUUGGCCCCGGUGCGGGUGCUGCAAGUGCUGGUAUAUUGGCUAUUUCACCUCUAAGUCGUAAAUAUAUCAAGCGAGUUAUUGCUCAGAGCGGUUCCGCUGUGGCCCCAUGGGCAAUUAUCAAUGAACCGAUCAUGAUAAGAAACAUGUCGAUCGUUGUAGGAGCCGCUUAUGGUUGUAGUACUCCUUUAACACGUAACCUUGUUGAAUGUUUAAAAAGUCGAAGUUCAUCAGAUAUUCCGAUCGCUGCCGUGGCCAAUCAAGUCGGCUGGUUACCUUUUGCCCCUGUUCCCGAUUCAACAACUCGACCUAUUGGAAGUGAGGUAAUACCUGAUACGCCUGAAGCGAUACUUCAAAAAGGAUUUCCUGUUGAUGAUAUUCAUUUAGAUGGUUACCUGACUGGAGUAACUAGAGACGAAGGAUCAUCUAUGGUCUAUGGAGAUGAAGAGAUAAAACUCAAUGAUUAUCAAGUUACACUUGAUAAUUUGGAAGAGAAAAUUCAAAAAUAUAUAAAAGUUUAUAAUGCAACGUUGAAUCCCGAAGCUUUUAAAUCUGCUCUUCGCUUCAUGUACAGUCCACCGAUUGAUCCGACCAAUGGAACACAAAUCAGACAAGGGUUGAUAGAUAUGUACACUGAUUCUUGGUACGUUGGUGGAGUUGAUAAGAUGGUUAAAUUAAUGCUAAAGAAUCAAAUCAAAACAUAUAUGUAUGUUUUAAAUUAUACAAUUGAAGGUUUAACUAUACCAAAGUGGAUGGGUGUCCCUCACGAUUCAGAGUAUUUUUUGAUCUCUGGAGCUCCUUUCAUGGAUGAUCGAUUUUACCCCAAAAUGUAUAAUCUAGAACAAGCAAAGUGGAAAGAAGAAGAUCGUAAUAUGAGCGUUUUUUUCAUGAAGGCCUGGGCUGAUUUCGCUCGUCACGGUGAUCCCACUCCGGUUGCUUUAUUCAAUAAUAUCCUUUGGAAACCAAUGAAUCCCUCUACACUUCAAUACUUAUCAAUAAACACAACCAAUUAUACCAGUGUAAUGCAUCGUGAUUAUAAACAAAGAGAAGCCAAAUUUUGGAAUUAUUAUAUGCCCGAACUAGUGGGUCAACCGAAACCAAUUUGGCCUCCACCCUAUCAGCCCUUGGAGGGUGAAUUAAGGAUGUACAGGGCUUCUCUCUGGGCCAUUGUUGCCAUUCUAGUGAUCCUCACAUUCAUUUCAGCUUUGUGUUCAUGCCUUUACUGUAAAGCCAAAAGAGAUCGAGUUGGCAAUGCUGCUCUCGAUUAUAAUUUUCCCGAUAUUACUGCCAUUGGAACACAAUAUAGUUCUCCAUCAACUCGAGCCAAUUCUGAAAUUUCUUUAUCCAAUCGCACUAGAGCAGAUUAUGCACAGACACAUAAACUUAUGCCCACAAGUCCGAAAGACAAAUAUAAGCCAAUCGAUAAACCCUUUCGUCCCAAACCUCAUAGGGAUACACAGACAAGGGUUUGAAUUGUCAAUAAUCAUAAGCAUUUAAACUGCCCACCCUGUCCAAUGGAUUCAAUCCUGACUCAACUUUACGCUUGCUGGUCAUCAAUUUUGUAUAUUUUUUUAUUUUGUUUUAAUUAUCGUUUACCUGAUCUAUAAACUUACUUGGUUCAAAUUAAUCAUGCCGAAGGUAUUCAAACUCUUCAUUUACAAAUCAUAUUUAAAUGUGUUUAAAUUAUCACACGACAGCACCCAAAGCAUUUUCAUCAUCACCCAUCGAUCAAUUUAAAUGUGCCUUUUAUUUUAUCAAUUUUUUGUUUACUUUCAAAUUGGAUAAUACAAGAAAUAAGAAUAAUUCAAAAAUCUAUUAAAUUAACAAUUGUUCUUCAAGAUUAAUAA
This is a messenger RNA of Panonychus citri (citrus red mite), 3032 nucleotides long. RefSeq names its product neuroligin-4, Y-linked-like. Gene Ontology annotation, cellular component: tricellular tight junction; septate junction; cell surface. The record is from RefSeq and is a predicted model, not a curated record. Bases 372 to 2657 code for a protein of 761 amino acids. NCBI's taxonomy places the organism in Eukaryota, Metazoa, Arthropoda, Arachnida, Trombidiformes, Tetranychidae. The transcript is spliced from 5 exons.